AUGACACAACCAGAGUCGUAUAUCCGAAAAGUGAUGUGGCGCAAUUCUGCUUGUCCAAGGAUCAGCCGUCUCCCAGACUCCGUUCUUUCUCACAUUCUCUCCUUCGUCCCUACAACUGAUGCAGUGAAAACCGGCGUCUUGUCCACCAGGUGGAAGCACCUCUUUGCUUCCGCCAGUAAUGUCCACUUCGACGAUUCUCGUGUCGUCUGUGACUUCCUAAAUCGUAGAGGGAAAAGGCGUAAAACAGAUUUGGUCCCUCUUCAUAGUUUUGUGAUUUUCGUUUACAGAGUGUUGGCGCUGCGCAACUCACAGCUGAUAAAUAGAUUCCGUUUUAAAUGUGCUGCCGGCCAGUUUCUCGGGUACGAGAUGAAACCUCAUCUAAAUACAUGGAUAUCCGUUGCACUAUGGCAUGGUGUUCGAGAACUUGAUCUUCAUAUAUCACCGCUGACAAAAUCAAACCUCUUGCCUUGCCGUCUUUUUACCAGCGCAACACUGAGGGUUCUAAAAUUGACCAUGAAUGGCGCUGAGCUUAAUGUUCCUGCAAGUGUUCGUUUUUCAAGUCUGAAGAUUCUUCAUCUUCGGAGCAUGGUGUUCGUCGAUGAUGGUUCGGUUAAACGCUUAUUUUCUGGUUGCUCUGUGCUUGAAGAUCUACUCAUAGAAUUCUGCAAUUUUAACAGAAUGAAAGUCGUUGAUAUUUCAAUACCUACACUUCUAAUGCUGACCAUUAAUGGAAGAACAUCCAAUUACGAAAAUAAUCAAAAUAUAAUACCUCAGCCUCUCGAGGACAGUAGUCAAUUCUGUCUCCCACAAUUUCCCCACUUAACCUACUUGGAGCUUGAUUCUGCAUAUGCUAGUGAGUGGAAAGUGGUGUCUACGUUUAUUGAGAACUCCCCACAUCUUGAAGAGCUCAUCUUUCCACACUAUUUCACACGUACCAGCAGUUGGCCUGCGGGAUCACAAUCUCCCACUACCUUGCAGAAUAAAGGGCAGAAGUGCUUGUCAUCAAUGCUUCGAAAAAUUGAAAUAAGGAAAUUUAGUGGAAGUGAAUAUGAAUUCAAGCUGAUAGGGUAUUUUCUAAAGAUUUCAGAAGGACUGGAAAUGCUGACAAUCAUUAAAUCUUGGACAUAUGAUCUCAAGAGUUCAUUUGAUAUUAGUAAGAAACUAUUGAUGCUUCCAAGGCGUUACAAAACUUGUCAGAUCGAGCUCAACGGGUUAUAG
Malania oleifera is the source of this 1218-nucleotide messenger RNA. Its product is annotated as F-box/LRR-repeat protein At2g42730-like. NCBI's taxonomy places the organism in Eukaryota, Viridiplantae, Streptophyta, Magnoliopsida, Santalales, Ximeniaceae. The coding region runs from base 1 to 1218 and encodes 405 amino acids. The transcript has 4 exons. The record is from RefSeq and is a predicted model, not a curated record. Gene Ontology annotation, molecular function: protein binding.